Molecule: messenger RNA, 951 nt
Organism: Brassicogethes aeneus
Lineage: Eukaryota; Metazoa; Arthropoda; Insecta; Coleoptera; Nitidulidae
Source: the annotation of a GenBank genome assembly
AUGAACAUGGCUGGAUACCUGAAAGGGCCCGGGCACUUCCCCAGCCACAGCGGGCUGAGUGGGGCCCUGCCCACCAUGGGAAUGGCGCCCCUGGGCCACUUCGGACUAGCUCAUCCCCUGGAACCAGUCGCCUUUCCCCAAGUUUAUUCCUAUUUUGCAGGCGUGAACCCUAGGAAGCAACGAAGGGAGCGCACCACUUUCACCAGGGCUCAACUCGACAUCCUGGAAAACUUGUUCGGCAAAACCAGGUACCCAGACAUCUUCAUGCGCGAGGAGGUGGCCCUUAAAAUCAACCUACCGGAAAGCAGAGUGCAAGUUUGGUUCAAAAACCGCCGGGCAAAGUGCCGCCAGCAAGCCCAACAGCAGCAAAACCAGAGCAAACAGAGUGCAAGACCUCAAAAAGUAAAAACCAGCAAACCAUCACCGGUACCGCGUCAACAAACGGUACCUCAGGUACCACCAGCAUCCACGACAAUUCCCACACCAGCUACCUCAUCAUCGCCACCGGUAAACGUGAAAAAAGAGUCGCCAAACAUCAACGCUCACGCGUACAGAACCAACGGCAACCUGACGCCUUUGGGGAGCAACACCUCCAGCGUGAUUACGACCCCGAGUCCUCCGAUAACCCCCAGCAGUAACCCGCCGUUCCCCUAUCAGCACGAGUCGGCUUACAACGGGUUUAACUGGCACGGUAACAGCCAUAACACGUCCCCGCACUACAGCCACUACCCGAACCACAACAACUACAACCCGGCGUACUACACGCAGAUGGACUACUUCAAUCAGAGCGCCCAGAACCAGAUCCAGAUCCCGAACCACAUGAACGGUUCCUAUCAGAUGGCGGGCUACUCGGGCAUGGGAAUGAGCUCGACCGCGGCGUCCCAUCAGAACUUCAGUCCGCGACAUCCGAGCGAUUGCAGUAACAUGGACUACAUGAACCAGAUGGUCUAG